GCUAGUUUUGUUGCAUCUGGAAACAGGACUGAUAUUUCACUAGAUGAUCCCAACUUCUGGCAGAAAUGGGCCAAAAAAGCAGAAAUAGAUAUAGAUGCUAUCAGUGGUAGAAACAGCCUGGUUAUUGAUACCCCAAGAAUUAGGAAACAAACACGGCCCUUUAGUGCUACAAAAGAUGAGCUGGCUGAAUUGUCUGAGGUGGAGAGCGAGGGUGAUGAUAAACCAAAACUCCGCAGGCCUUGUGACCGUUCCAGUGGAUACGGAAGAACAGAGUGCUUUCGGGUGGAAAAGAACUUGCUGGUCUAUGGGUGGGGUCGAUGGAGAGAAAUUUUGUCACAUGGUCGCUUCAAGAGACAGCUGAAUGAACAGGAUGUGGAAAUAAUUUGCCGAGCUCUGUUAGCCUAUUGUCUUGUUCACUACAGAGGAGAUGAGAAAAUAAAAAGUUUUAUAUGGGAUCUCAUUACCCCAACAGAGAAUGGGCAAACACGAGAGCUACAGAAUCACCUUGGCUUAUCAGCCCCUGUGCCUAGAGGAAGAAAAGGAAAAAAAGUGAAGACCCAGGCUAGCACUUUUGAUAUACACAAAGCAGAAUGGCUUCGAAAAUACAAUCCAGAACACCUGUUGCAAGAUGAAGGAUACAAAAAGCACAUAAAACACCAUUGCAACAAGGUGUUGCUUCGAGUAAGAAUGCUGUAUUACUUAAAACAAGAAGUCAUUGGUAAUGAAUUCCGAAAGGCAGAUAAAUCCCUUCUAAUUGGAGUUUUUAAACAUGGUUAUGAAAAAUACAACACUAUCAGAGCAGACCCAGCGCUGUGCUUCUUGGAAAGGGUUGGCAAGCCAGAUGAAAAAGCAGUCGCUGCCGAACAGAGGGCAAAUGAUUAUAUGGAUGGGGACGUAGAAGAUCCAGAAUACAAACCAGCACCAGCAAUGUUUAAAGAUGACAUAGAGGAUGAUGUUUCAUCCCCAGGUGAUCUAGUAAUAGCAGAUGGAGACGGACAAAUGAUGGAAGGAGACAAAAUAUAUUGGCCCACUCAGUCUGCCUUAACAACACGUCUUCGCCGCCUAAUAACAGCUUAUCAACGAUCAAGUAAAAAUAGGCAGGCCCAGCAGAUCCAGCCAGCAUUCCCAUUACAAACCAGUGUGAUGCAGCCUCCAUAUGAAGAAGCUGCUCUAAAUCCAAAGAUGGCUGCUAAGAUUGAAAGACAGCAAAGAUGGACGAGAAGAGAAGAAGCUGAUUUUUACAGAGUUGUGUCCACAUUUGGAGUGGUGUUUGAUCCUGAAAGAGGACGAUUUGAUUGGACCAAAUUUAGAGCAAUGGCUAGGCUACAUAAGAAAACUGAUGAGAGCUUAGAGAAGUACUUGUAUGCAUUUAUGUCAAUGUGCCGGAGAGUCUGUCGUCUCCCCUCAAAAGAAGAACUUGUAGACCCAAGCAUAUUUAUCCAACCAAUUACAGAGGAGCGUGCUUCUCGGACAUUGUAUCGCAUUGAACUCCUAAGGAAAGUGCGAGAACAGGCUCUUAGACACCCACAGUUGUUUGAACGACUAAAACUAUGUCAGCCAAACCCAGACUUACCUGUCUGGUGGGAAUGUGGGACUCAUGACAGGGAUCUACUUAUUGGAGCUGCUAAACAUGGAGUUAGCAGGACAGAUUAUCAUAUUCUUCGUGAUCCUGAACUCUCAUUUAUGUCUGCACAGAGGAACUAUAAUCAAAAUAAAGUGGCACUCUCAAGGACUUCUACUCCACUCUUGCAUCAGUACCAGAUGGCAUUAUCUGCUUCUCCUCUUACAUCUCAUUCAAGGUUGUCAGAUGCUAAAGUGAAUGCUUUUGAGGACAUAAAAGCUAAAAAUGAAAAUAUGAAAGAGGACCCUCAGUCUUCUGAAGAGGAAUCUAUGUCUACAGAGGAGACACCAACCAUAAUGAAAACUGAACCCCUGAGUCCAAAAAAUGGCACACCAAUACAAAAUACAGACCACAAACCUAGCGUGAAGACUGAAACAGAUAGGCGCAUGGUGGCAGCAAGGACUGAGCCUCUAACUCCAAACCCAGCUUCCAAAAAACAGAGAGUCAGCAAAAGGGGAUCUGACUCUAGCUCUGACUCAGAUUCUGACUCAGAUAGAUCAUCCUGUUCUUCCAGGUCAUCUUCUUCAUCCUCCUCAUCUUCCUCAUCUUGUUCACACUCUCGAUCAGGCUCUAGCUCUUCAUCAUCUUCAUCUUGUUCUUCAGCAUCUUCAUCCUCCUCCUCCUCAUCCUCAUCAUCGUCGUCGUCGUCAUCAUCGUCGUCUGAAGAGAGUGAUAGUGAGGAAGAGGAGGCACAAAAACGUG
Molecule: messenger RNA, 2323 nt
Organism: Pterocles gutturalis (yellow-throated sandgrouse)
Lineage: Eukaryota; Metazoa; Chordata; Aves; Pterocliformes; Pteroclidae
Product: chromodomain-helicase-DNA-binding protein 9-like
Exons: 12
Source: RefSeq, a predicted model, not a curated record